This is a messenger RNA of Pantherophis guttatus, 819 nucleotides long. RefSeq names its product cytochrome c oxidase associated subunit FA4L3 (gene COXFA4L3). Lineage: Eukaryota; Metazoa; Chordata; Lepidosauria; Squamata; Colubridae. The record is from RefSeq and is a predicted model, not a curated record. Gene Ontology annotation, cellular component: respiratory chain complex IV.
ACUGACAUUUUCCUUUGUGCUCAGACUGCGGCCUUCUUCCUGUCAUAUUCUAGGACUUGACGAGGGAAGAAGAGGCAUCCCUUCACUAGAAACUAACAAGACAAGGGAGAGGUCACCCCUCUUGUCCUCCAUCUCACAGGCAACACCAAGAAAGGCCUGAACAGUAACGGAAACAGGAGUUGCACCUGCUUACACAAUGUCAUUCUUCCGGUAUUUUAACAAGCAUAGAGAGCUGAUUCCUCUGGCUAUGAUUAUGACUACUACGCUGAGUGGGAUGGUGUACACGGGCAUCAGAGCCCUGAGAAGAUCAGAUAUAAUUAUUGAUAGGUGGAACAAUCCUGAACCUUGGGAAAAAGUAGAUCCCACUGAACCUCAAAAGCUGUUUUCCAUCCAUCAGAAAUGGGAACCCAUCCAAGAACUGGAGGAGAUCCGAAAAGUUUUCAAGGGGUGAGGUCCCCAGCCCUUCCAAACGGCACUCUCUGAAUCUAGUGGAAUCAUUUCUGCACAAACUAGAGGAUCGAAACCAGUGUGCGGAAAUGCUUCUGCUACAUUUUUUGAGUCUCUCUCCAUUAUGUUUUGGAUUCUGGAGGAGAUUUACUGACUGCCCGGCCUAGAACUCUAUUGCGGGAAAAAGAAAAAAAAAACGUGUUACAAAGGCUGGCUUGUUGUAAUUUGUUUUGAACCCUGCCCUGUGUCUUCUAGGAAGGCAGACCAACAUUUCUUCAUUUGUGAGCUUUAAAAAAAGAGUUGGGUUGUUGUUGGGGAAAAAAAGAUACGUUGUCGUUUAUGUUUUCAAUAAAGUUGGAAUUUAUCAAGUCA